Aphanomyces astaci is the source of this 336-nucleotide messenger RNA. RefSeq lists its product as hypothetical. The record is from RefSeq and is a predicted model, not a curated record. Lineage: Eukaryota; Oomycota; Saprolegniomycetes; Saprolegniales; Verrucalvaceae. The coding region runs from base 1 to 336 and encodes 111 amino acids. The transcript is spliced from 2 exons.
AUGAUUGGUUCCAAACCAAGCCCAAUCGGCGACGGGUUUGACGAGAAGUUCGACGUCCUCGCCCAUGGAUUGAAAACCGUUAUGGGGGCGUACACCCCUAAGCCGUUGGCCCAAACAGCUGGCAUUUCGUAUGGAUUGUUUCUAGAUUACGCGUUCCUUGAGUUUCAAAAGCCUGCCGUGUCGUUUGAAAUUAUCGGCGAUGAUUUUGUCGUGGACGUGACGACCAUCAAGACACGUGGCCUCGAAGUGUACAAAGGUAUCAACCAAUUCGCCAAGGAAGUCACCGUGUUCAAUGAUGGAGACGUCACGCCCACCAAGCCGUCUUGUGGUGAUUAG